Molecule: messenger RNA, 873 nt
Organism: Cryptomeria japonica (Japanese cedar)
Lineage: Eukaryota; Viridiplantae; Streptophyta; Pinopsida; Cupressales; Cupressaceae
Product: probable disease resistance protein RF9
Exons: 3
Coding region: 1-873 (290 amino acids)
Source: RefSeq, a predicted model, not a curated record
AUGGCAGGGGCAAUCGCACAAGGCGUAAUUGGCAGUGUUACUGAGAUGAUAGUCCAACAAACAGCUCAAGAGGCAGCGCUUGUUUGCAACUUCACCCGGGAUUUCAUCUGGUUGAAGAAGAGACUCACAACUCUAAGCGGUGGUCUGAAAUCUGUGUGCUCACUUUCUACAAAAGACGAGGACGUCAAAGAAUGGCUGGACAACGUGAGGGUCCCAGAUCUCUUCCAUCUCAAUAUAAAGGAUUGUCAUUACGGGUUGCGCAGUAACAUGCAGAAGGGAAUAUCAAAGCUGAGUUCUUUGCGGGUACUCAGAUCAAAUGAGUUGAGGCUCUCUGUUGAAGAUGAUGGAUUGUUAAAGUUGGAUGUUAACAUUACUGCCCUGCAGGAUCUGCAAACACUCAAAGUAGGGAAAUUUGCCAUGCCGAGUUGGGUAUGUAUACUAAGAAACCUGAGGACACUCACGUUAUGGCAUUCUGAAUGUAGCAGUUAUCCGGCAUUAGAAACAAUGCCUAACUUGGUAGAGUUAAAAAUAGUGACUAAUGGGAGUUGCAGAGAACUACCAAAGGCGUUUGGAAAAUCAUCCGGGUUUCCUAGGCUACGCUAUCUAGUUAUAUCGGACUUCCCUCUUUUGGAGGAGUGGCCGGAUUUGGGGGAUGGAUCGAUGGCCUUGCUCGAGAUAUUUUAUGUAGAAUGGUGUCCGAAACUGAAAAAAAAUCCAGAGGGAUUGGAACGGUUGGGAAGGCUAAGGGAGUUCUGCUACACGGGUACAGGAACAGAUGCAGAAUUCAGAGAAAGAUUGAGGGAAGGCGGGGAGGUUUGGAACAAAAUUAAAGCUGAAAAUCCGCGUGUGCGCAUCAUUGACACUUUUCUUUAG